AUGAAUUAACAGCAAGAAGAAGUAGAAAUAUUUGAAAACCCUAAUUCCAAUAGAAAUUCUGAAGAAAUGAGUAAAUCCAUUUUUUCCACUGUUUUUGCAAUCAUUUACAACUUCAGUUGGGGAAUGCUUUUUCUUAUUUUUCGACAUUACAGUAAUUAAUUUUUGGUUUUAAUUAAGAGAUGAUUCUGAAUGCCAAUUGAUUGAUUCAUGGACAUAAUACACAGAGAUUGUUUUAUUUAUUAUAGCUGGUUAUAAAUUGUAUAUACUUUAACAAUGCUAGAUUUAUUGAAUUACCAAUUUAAUAUUAGACUAAUAUAUAAUGGAAGAACUAAUUGUUUGAUGUUGUAGAUUAUUUAGAAUUAUUUUUUAACAUAGUUAUUCUAAUAGGAUUAACUGUAAUCAAAUUUAUAUUUACAUUAUUAGUAUGCUUAUCUUUAGAACGAAGAAUGUUAUAAUCUAAAGAGAUUUGUUUUAGGAUACUUAAUUGUUACAUACUUAAUAUUAUUAAUAUGGUUGAUAUCAUUCAUAUUUAUUAUUUGCAAUAGAGAACAAUUUAGUAGAAAUCAAUGA
Paramecium pentaurelia is the source of this 570-nucleotide messenger RNA. The record is from the annotation of a GenBank genome assembly. NCBI's taxonomy places the organism in Eukaryota, Ciliophora, Oligohymenophorea, Peniculida, Parameciidae.